AUGGUUGUUUCCACAAUUCUUUCGGUUGCGUCGCUUCAAGGAAUCAUUAAUACUCUUCAAGCGUUCCCCUUGUUUGUCUAUCUCUUCAGUUUCAUCAAAGAUUUGGUUGUGGCUGUUUUGAAAACGGGACCGAUCCCCCGUCACGUUGCUUUGAUCAUGGACGGGAACAGAACGUAUGCCAAACGCAAUCAGUUAGCCUUGAAGGAUGGGCAUUCAGCGGGAGCAGAGUCGCUACUCCUGGUACUCGAUGUUUGCUAUAGGGUUGGGGUUCUGUAUAUCACCAUUUAUGCCUUUUCAAUUGAGAAUUUCAAUAGAUCUCUGGAGGAAGUAGACACUCUUUUCGGUUUAUUGCGAGAUCGCUUGAAACUACUCUGUGAAAAUGAUGAUUCUUAUGCCAGCGUUAACAAGGUCAGAAUCAAAGUGAUCGGUAACAGAGACAUGAUUCCUCAUGACAUAUUGAAAGAUUUGGAAACAAUCGAAGACAAAACUAAUACUCCAAUGGUAAAUAAAGUCUUGUAUGUUGGGUUUCCGUAUACUUCUCGGGAUGAUAUAACCCAUUCCAUAAGAACAACCGUGGAUCAGCUUAACCUGGGCGAAAUAAGACGCGAUCAAAUAGACUUGGAAAUGUUGCAGAAAAAUAUGUAUAUGGGAGCAGAUGCACCGCAGCUUGACCUUUUGGUUAGAACUAGUGGCCAUACUAGAUUGAGUGAUUUCAUGUUAUGGCAAUGUAAUGCUAAUUGCACCAUUGAAUUUGUAAAAACUUUAUGGCCAGAUUUCAAAUUCUUAUCUAUUGCUUCACUUUUAUUUAAAUGGAGCUAUUAUAAAACAUUGCAAUUACAAGUCGAAUCUGCUGCUGCCGAAGUGCCCCAUAAUACCCACGAACCAACCGACAUAUUCAAUCAGUUACCGCCUCCACCACCUUUUGCAUCAGUCACUCAAAGACAGUUGUAA
Molecule: messenger RNA, 951 nt
Organism: Hyphopichia burtonii NRRL Y-1933
Lineage: Eukaryota; Fungi; Ascomycota; Pichiomycetes; Serinales; Debaryomycetaceae
Gene: SRT1
Product: ditrans,polycis-polyprenyl diphosphate synthase
Exons: 2
Coding region: 1-951 (316 amino acids)
Cellular component (GO): endoplasmic reticulum; lipid droplet; membrane
Molecular function (GO): ditrans,polycis-polyprenyl diphosphate synthase [(2E,6E)-farnesyl diphosphate specific] activity
Source: RefSeq, a predicted model, not a curated record